Molecule: messenger RNA, 1269 nt
Organism: Lagopus leucura (white-tailed ptarmigan)
Lineage: Eukaryota; Metazoa; Chordata; Aves; Galliformes; Phasianidae
Gene: TTC19
Product: tetratricopeptide repeat domain 19
Exons: 10
Coding region: 1-1080 (359 amino acids)
Biological process (GO): mitochondrial respiratory chain complex III assembly
Cellular component (GO): mitochondrial inner membrane
Molecular function (GO): protein binding
Source: RefSeq, a predicted model, not a curated record
AUGCUGGCGGCGGCGCUGCCGCGGGCUCUGUGCCGCUCGGCCUGGCGCUGCCCUGCGGGGCUCGCGCGACCCCGGCCCGCCUGGCACGGCAGGGCCCGGCAGGAGCGGGGCGGCAAUGGCGGCGGCGCGGGGUUCUCCAGGUGGCGGUGGGCUCGGCCGGGCGGGGCUGCGCUGGCCUUCCUUGGAGCAUUCUCCAUCUUUCCCAGGGACGACGGCGAGGAGGACGGCGAGGACGCCAUUAUCCUCCUACUGAAGAAGGCCAAGCUCAGCUCCAUGAAGGGCGAACUGGAUGAGGCCGAUCGACUGCUGCAUCGAGCGCUGCGCCUGGCGCAGCAGGCCGACAACAGGAGGGCCAUCAUCUACACGUACAGCACGAUGGCAAACGUGGCCUUCAUGCAGGGACAGCUGGACAACGCAGAAAAGCUCUACAAAGCAACGAUGAGCUACUUGCUUGCAGGAGACAUGAAGGAGGAUGACAAUGCAAUCCUUGAGAUGUCCCUCAAGCUGGCCAGUAUCUAUGCUGCUCAGAAACAGCACAAAUUAGCCCUGGCUGGCUAUGAGUUCUGCAUCCUGACCUUAGAGGAGAAGAUUGCCAAGCAAAAGGACUUGCCUGAGGAUGUCUUGCCAGCUGAAGAAAAAGCCAACACUCGUCUCCUGCUGGGGAUGAGCCUGGACUCCUACGCUCGCUAUCUGGUAGACAUUAACCAGCUCUCAGUGGCCCAAAAAAUGUAUGAGAAGGCUCUGCAGAUAUCAAGUGAAGUUCAGGGAGAGACUCAUCCACAGACUGUGGUCCUCAUGAAUGACUUAGCAACUGUGCUGGAUGCUCAAGGGCACUAUGAUGAGGCAUACUCUCAUGUGAAGAGGGCAGCUGAGCUGGCAAAGGAGACACAACACCCUGAGGAGCACAUGGUGCUGAAUAACCUGGCAGCAAUUCUGAUGCACAAAAAAGACUUUCUGCAAGCAAAACAAGUGUAUAAAGCAGCUCUGAAACAGGCAGAACAGAAAGGAGAUGCUGAUUCUGUCCGGCACAUCCAGGAAGAAUUAGCUGAACUGGCCAAGAGGAGAAAAGGCUCUCAGUGAGUUUGGCCAAAGAGUCCAACAGCAGCAAUGGUGGGUGAAUACAGGCAGCCUGGGACUAGUUUGGUACAAUUCUCCAAAGGAGCAGCAACUGGAAACAGAGGAGCAGCUCUCCUUAAGGAGAGCUUAGUAAGAAGGGCUGUUAUUGCCUAACUGUUAAGCCCAAAAUAAAGUUCUGAAAUCUUAAUAGUA